GUAGACAUCUGAAUUCACGUAUGUCUACAAUUGGAUUGGUUGUCAAAAGGACGGGGCAGCAAAGCAGGUAGAGUGCGCUGCUCCGUGGCGCUCCGUGGCGCUUGCGUCGGUAGCUGUUGUUCUACUGUAUCAAUCAAUCAAUCAGCGUGUGACAGAAGAGCGCCUUCGAAUAUUGCUACCCUGUAAAUUUGAAGAAGUGUCGUGAUUUAGCUUUUGCUAUUGAAAAGAACUUGAGCAUAUAGUGUAGAGAAAGAUAUUCUCUAAAAAAGAAGUUCAAUGUAUAUAUUGUUGAUAGAGUGUGCCCGUACUACUAGUGAUGAUUAAACUUUUUGGCAACUUUCACUUACUGAAAACUGCGCCGCAUGCCUUCGCUAUCGUUUUUAUCAUUUCACGGCUUCACCAGUUCGAAUUUCGUCUAGAAAGAGACAUUUCGUGUGUGAUAGAACCACGGUCUCCUCGGCAGCACCACUAAUUGGUGCCUGUGAAGCACCAAUUACUCCAUCAGAACAUCAGUUGCAUUGGAAGGAUGUUGGACCUUGCGAGCCUCUUCUGGGCGAUUAUCUGUUUCGUUCUGCUCGUUCUUAUCGUGCUUUCGGCUCUACUAUAUUCAACAUCUUCGCGGUAUCCGGAUAUUAUCCGCUAUGAUGAGGAAAUGUUUUUCAAAAGUGGGGAAAACCUUCUGACAAAGAAAGCCUUCCCAAAGCUCUCGGAUGCACCGACCGUAAAGCUGUCCGUGAUUGUUCCAGCAUACAACGAAGAGCUGCGACUUCCACCGAUGUUAGACGAAUGUACACAAUAUCUGGAGGCUCGACGAAAUCAGGAAAAAGACUUCACUUACGAGAUAAUUGUAGUAGAUGACGGCAGUCACGACCGAACGACGCAAGUGGCAUUAGAGUACGCGGCGCAGCUGAGUGCACAGCGUUUCCGCGUGCUUACGUUGGUAAAAAACCGUGGCAAAGGAGGAGCAGUCAGACUGGGAAUGCUGAGUGCGCGGGGUGAGUUGCUCCUUUUCGCAGAUGCGGACGGUGCAACGAUGUUUGAAGAUUAUGAAAAACUAGAGGAAGUAAUGGUUGCUUCGCGGUGUAAGACUGCAUAUUCAAUUGUUGUCGGGUCCCGGGCUCACCUUGAAGAAAAAUCGGUUGCAGAACGGACGCUGUUUCGUACAGUUCUAAUGUACGGAUUCCACGCUUUGGUGAUGUUGUUUGCGGUUCGAGGAAUCCGCGACACGCAGUGCGGUUUCAAACUCUUUAGCCGUGAGGCUGCUCGUGUCAUCUUCACCUCCCUUCACGUACAGCGCUGGGCCUUUGACGUAGAAAUGCUGUUUAUCGCUCAACGACUCAAAUUCGCUAUCAGUGAGGUGGCAGUUCGGUGGACCGAGAUUGAAGGUUCGAAAGUGACGCCAUUCUGGAGCUGGGUCGAAAUGGGAAUUGAUCUGGUGCUAAUCUGGUAUCGUUAUCUGAUCGGCGCGUGGGCUAUUCGGGCGGCAGUUCCGAUUAGGCACAGCGAAGAAGCCCGUAAAACCCGAUGAUUUGACCGUAGUAAUAGACUAGUCGGCCCGUGGACAGUGAAAUCAGAGAUCUCUCUGAAAUGGCCUAAAUGAAUAAUUUAUAUAUCUCGCCUUGUGCGCUUUUACAAGCUACGAUUAGCCUUCGUCGUAAUUUUUUACUGACCUGCUAGCUAACGUAACAUCGUUGAUUCAGCAGUGCGAAGGAAGCAAGAUGUUUCCAAAAAAUUGCAGGCUAUAUAUACAUUUUGAUAAAUGUGUUAAACUUUUGAUGCCAGAAACUCAACACAUUGGGAAAUGUGUUAAGUUUCUGGCAUAUAUUACUGAGAUGCAUUUCAUCCGACUACACGAAGCGUUCUUUUAUUCUAUUCAGUUUUUUCUGAUUAGGCAACUUAAAAAUUACGUUGUUACAAAUCAUCGAGGAAGUGGCCAAUGUCACAUUAAUUCUGAAAACUAAGUUUUGAGCCUAACUGGAAUGAAAAAAAGAUGUCAGGAACGGAAAAAUUCGUCCAGUCUAUUCCGCUUUCGUUUCAUCGCAAAUUCAAGCAUACGUAUAUAAAAAUUUACGGGAAUUCUGUGGGAAACAAUUAGCAGAAUUGUUCUGCUAUUUCGCAUGUUCGCAUCCACGAUCUUUCAACUUUUUUCCGUGAAAACACUUCUAUUUAACUGAAAUCGUUGACACUUCAGCAGCCAGUGCCAGAGAUUUAUUACCAUACUAAAACUCUGCAUACUCUGCUGUAAAAAGUUAACAUAGCGGCAAUAGAACCGUCAAGCCCUAUUGCUGUUAUGUUAACUUGUACGAAGGUGUUCAUCUGGUCAAAGCGAAUAUCUGAAGAGACAACGGAUUUUCGCAAAAACAUGACAAAUAGUUUUUCUUUUGCACAUACUACUAAGUCAAUGUAAGGCCUUUUGCAACUUUCUCGUAAGUUACGAUCGAUUUGCUAAAAACUUAACUUGCCUACAUUUGCAAAGUAUUCAGUGCAACGGUGAAUUGGUAUGCAACAGACAAAGCAGUUUGUAACCAAGAAAGUUAUGGCAAAUUUUUCAUACAUUAAUGGCCUCACUGAUAGAACUGUUGCGGUUUACUAUACAUCACCUCAGUUUUACAAGUAGUAUAGCUUGGUCCUGAAUAUUUUGCACCUAUGAAUUAACCUUUGCUUUAAACAAUUUCCUAAAGAUGCUGCACCGACUCAAGAGAGAUCUCGUAACGUGUGCAAAAGAAAUACGGUGAACUCGAUGCAUUGUAAAUAGUACUGAAUUUUGCAAUAACUCGGUUACUGAGUACAAUCGAGAAAACCAGGUAUUUUGAAGUGUUAUAUAUAACUAAUAAUCUAUUUCUAGGAUAUGUAUGAGUACGCUUGUUUUAUAACGGGAUAAAUAAAAGAUUAAUCAUGUACCGUU
Messenger RNA from Varroa destructor (honeybee mite), 2905 nucleotides. It is a transcript of the gene wol, whose product is annotated as Dolichyl-phosphate beta-glucosyltransferase wollknaeuel. NCBI's taxonomy places the organism in Eukaryota, Metazoa, Arthropoda, Arachnida, Mesostigmata, Varroidae. The record is from RefSeq and is a predicted model, not a curated record. Gene Ontology annotation, biological process: protein N-linked glycosylation. Gene Ontology annotation, cellular component: endoplasmic reticulum membrane.